AUGGAGCGGCUCUCUGGUGCACUUUUUCUACUUUCUUUCGUACUUUUAGAGGGGUCAACGCAGGAUUUCGGACAAACUCAGUUUAUCUGUACGUCAGUACCCAAGGAUAUGGACUUAUGUACAGCUACAAUGCAGAACAGUGGCCCGGCAGAGGAUUUGAAGACCACAGUAAUGCAGUUAAGAGAAACCGUGCUACAGCAAAAGGAGACGAUCAUGAACCAAAAAGAGACGAUCAGGGAACUAACAACCAAACUAAGUCGAUGUGAGGGGCAGAGUCUCCCGGAGCCCGGUCCGGGAGGCAGAAGGAAGGAACCGGGCUCCAAAAACACAAUGGGAGAUGUGUCCAGGGGUCCUACCGACACAUUGGCCCAACUGGGACAGACUUUAGCGACCCUGAAACAAAGACUGGAAAACUUGGAGCAAUACAGCAGAAACAACAACUCCGCUCAGACCAACAGUCUUAAGGACUUGCUUCAGAAUAAAAUCGACGAUAUGGAGAAGCAGGUUUUGUCCCGUGUGAACACUUUAGAGGAGAGCAAACCCGGGCAGAGGAACGACACGGACCAGCGCAACAGAGUGGAGUCAACCCUGACCUCCCUACACCAGAGAAUUACUGAUCUGGAGAAAGGUCAGAAAACCAACAGACCACUGGACAAAUUCCAACUGACUUUCCCCUUGCGCACGAAUUACAUGUAUGCAAAAGUGAAGAAGAGUCUGCCAGAGAUGUAUGCCUUCACAAUCUGCAUGUGGAUUAAGUCUAACGCCUCGCCAGGAGUGGGCACACCCUUCUCUUAUGCGGUCCCAGGACAGGCCAAUGAACUGGUGUUGAUCGAAUGGGGCAAUAACCCGAUGGAAAUCCUGAUUAAUGACAAGGUGGAGAAAUUACCGUUUCUUAUCAAUGACGGGAAGUGGCAUCAUAUCUGUAUCACCUGGACCACUCGCGAUGGUGUCUGGGAAGCUUAUCAGGAUGGUGCUUUGCGGGGCAGUGGAGAGAACUUGGCUCCUUACCAUCCCAUCAAACCACACGGUGUCCUGGUCCUAGGCCAAGAGCAAGACACGCUGGGUGGAGGAUUUGAUGCGACGCAAGCAUUCGUCGGUGAGCUGGCCAAUUUUAAUGUGUGGGAUAGGAAGCUGUCAUCGGGAGAAAUUUACAAUCUGGCAACCUGCAACAAUAGAGCACAAGUUGGCAACGUCUUCUCGUGGUCAGAGAGCAGCAUUGAAGUAUUUGGUGGCGCAACAAAGUGGACAUUUGAGCCUUGUCGUCAACUCAACUGA
This is a messenger RNA of Chanos chanos (milkfish), 1275 nucleotides long. RefSeq names its product neuronal pentraxin-1-like. NCBI's taxonomy places the organism in Eukaryota, Metazoa, Chordata, Actinopteri, Gonorynchiformes, Chanidae. The transcript is spliced from 5 exons. Bases 1 to 1275 code for a protein of 424 amino acids. The record is from RefSeq and is a predicted model, not a curated record.